AUAAAUUGACAGACAGAGAUUAAAGUUGUUAGUCGUAAAUCGAUCUCAGCUGCAGAAUGAUGUAUUCUUGGAUCGCAAUAUUCUCACUCUGCGUGUGCUUUUCACAGCCAUUCAACUUAAACUAUCCCAAUGGAGCAACUACCCAAGUCACUUGUGAUAAAAGCGAAACUCAGUCAUAUCUGCGGAUCGGAGAGAAAUACUACUUCUUAGGGAAAAACAAGGUCAACUGGUUCGACUCAGCUCACUUGUGCCGUCAAUUUGGCGGAGACUUGGCUCUCAUCGAAUCAGCCGAGGAAAUGGAGGCUAUUUCGACGGCCCUGAAGAACGGACACACUGAACAUGAUUGGUUUUGGAUAUCAGGAAACGAUCUUGUUGAAACCCAUAAGUUCGCAUCUAUUACAAAUGGAUUACCAUUGGCAUUUACCUCCUGGUCAGCUGGACAACCAGACUAUCCUGGCAAAGAGCAAUGCAUGCAUUUGUGGCUUAGAGACGGCGCCUUCCGGAUGAACAAUUGGGUUUGCACGGAGAAGGCAUAUUACUUAUGCCAGAGACAGAAUUACACCCGCUGCUGGGAUGGCUGUUAACUGCCCAAAUACUCAAA
Drosophila innubila is the source of this 601-nucleotide messenger RNA. Its product is annotated as C-type lectin 37Db-like. NCBI's taxonomy places the organism in Eukaryota, Metazoa, Arthropoda, Insecta, Diptera, Drosophilidae. The transcript is spliced from 2 exons. The record is from RefSeq and is a predicted model, not a curated record. Bases 57 to 584 code for a protein of 175 amino acids.